CGGCGCAGCUGUUGCCCGGAAAAUGGCGGGGACGGCGCUCAAGAGGCUGAUGGCCGAGUACAAACUUGUGGACCUUGACUUCGGACGUCGCCUUCUGCCUUUCCCCGUCUGUGAAGAUGGUGCUUAGCCAGGUACCUGACAGCUGGCUGUCCGCAGCGUGAGCUGUUCCUGUUGUCGUUACACUGAGGACACUUUCCGAAGAAACUUGAACAUAAACUAAAAUAACGAAUGUCGCAAAGCUAACUGAAUUAACACUGAAUCCUCCGGAAGGAAUUGUGGCAGGCCCCAUGAAUGAAGAGAAUUUUUUUGAAUGGGAGGCAUUGAUCAUGGGCCCAGAAGACACGUGUUUUGAGUUUGGGGUUUUUCCUGCCAUCCUGAGUUUCCCACUUGAUUACCCGUUAAGUCCUCCAAAGAUGAGAUUUACCUGUGAGAUGUUUCAUCCCAACAUCUACCCUGACGGCAGAGUCUGCAUCUCCAUCCUGCACGCUCCCGGCGACGACCCCAUGGGCUACGAGAGCAGCGCCGAGCGGUGGAGCCCUGUGCAGAGCGUGGAGAAGAUCCUCCUGUCGGUGGUGAGCAUGCUGGCAGAGCCCAACGAUGAAAGCGGGGCCAACGUGGAUGCCUCCAAAAUGUGGCGGGAUGACCGGGAACAGUUCUACAAGAUCGCCAAGCAGAUCGUGCAGAAGUCGCUGGGGCUCUGAGCCCGGCCCACACGUGUGCACGGCCGUGUGCCCGCGCAUGCGUGCAGGCACACCACCGAGCAGUUUUUGGAGUUUCUCCUCCGAAACACUUAGUGACAGUGACACUCUGUGCUGGUACCAAAAAAGGCACGCUUGCAGAACCACAGCAUCUAGUUCUUUUCUACCUUUCCCACCCCAGACCGCCUUCUCUUCUGCAGUGAUGGUUUCUGUAGGACGAUGACAGCGGGGUGCAGUUGAGGGGCCCAUGUGGCCUCGUGCUUGCCGAGGUGGCCCAGGGACACGAUGAGAGCCGUCACCACUACCUCUCCAGCGGACGUGCCUGCGGACCCAGCACUUGGUGCGGAGCGGGGAGGGGCGUACGCGCCGGCCCCCAGCGACUAGAGCCAGUGACGCCGCUUCCGAAGACACGGGGCCUUGCAGACCAGGAGGAGGGCAGCGGCCGGCUGUCUCUGGGGGCCCCUCCUGGUUCCCUUGUCCCCCGUGAGGAGGACAUGACUUUGUUUCAGUACUUUGUUUUACAAGCAGAUUUUUUUUCUUGCAAUCUAGUUACAUUUUUCAUUUGUUGUAUGUUACAAAUAAUCACAUUUAGAAAUACUUUCAGGAAAUAAAUCCUUUUUAAAAAUGUGGACUAAUGAAAAAUGGGGCGCAUAGAGAAGAAGUUUCCUCCUGGCCGUGAAGACCGGCGU
This is a messenger RNA of Kogia breviceps (pygmy sperm whale), 1387 nucleotides long. The record is from RefSeq and is a predicted model, not a curated record. NCBI's taxonomy places the organism in Eukaryota, Metazoa, Chordata, Mammalia, Artiodactyla, Physeteridae.